This is a messenger RNA of Plasmodium inui San Antonio 1, 363 nucleotides long. RefSeq lists its product as hypothetical. The transcript has a single exon. The record is from RefSeq and is a predicted model, not a curated record. Lineage: Eukaryota; Apicomplexa; Aconoidasida; Haemosporida; Plasmodiidae. The annotation marks the transcript as partial.
AUAAUGAGGGGUCAGGGAUUGGAUAAGCACGGCAAAUUUCGCAAACACAGAAAAAGAGAGAAAUUCCCCGAAUACAUGAAGAGUGCAAAGCAAACUCUAGUCCGGGUGAGAAACUGCGGAGAAAAAACCCUCACAACACCUGAACGGAAAAAUUCAGAAAGGAGAAGAUACCCCGGAGAUAAUAACCCCCAACGCGUUUCACAGCACGGAGAAAACCCUAGAAACCAACUAACAGGGGUGAUCAAAUAUGAUAGUCAAAGUAAAGAACCCAAACCGGAGAAAUCCCAAGAGGGAAUAGGCAGUCUAUGUAUCGGAAGGAUACUGAGGGAUAGGGAGUGCUUGAAAACUAGAGGCAAGAUAUAA